GGCUUGACCACCUCGUCGCCGUCGUCCGGUCCGCGCUGUAUAUACAAACCCCAGGCGGUGGCACCGCCUCCACCUCCAUCUCCACAACCCACCUCGAUCUCCAUUUCCAUCCCCUCGAUCCCCAACCAGCAGCGCACGCCAACCGCCGAUCCGGGCCAUGGACGCCAACUGGCGCCCCACCCAGGGGUCGGACCCCGCCGCCGGCGCCGGGGGCGUUGACCCGGGCGCGCCGCCGCCCCCCGCCGGGGGCGACUGGCGCGCCGGGCUCCAGCCCGACGCCCGCGCCAGGAUCGUCAAUAAGAUAACGGAAACUCUGAAGAAGCAUCUGCCAGCGUCUGCGCCAGACGGAGUGAACGAACUUCAAAAGAUCGCGGUGCGAUUCGAAGAGAAGAUCUAUACUGCCGCAACCAAUCAGUCUGAUUAUUUGCGGAAGAUUUCUCUGAAAAUGCUCUCUAUGGAGACGAAGACACAACAGGCUGCUGGAAAUGCUCAAGUGAUUCCAAAUCAAAAUAACUCCACCCCUGGACUUCCUUCAGAAGGCAGUAAUCAAGCACAGCCAUCAGCAAUUCCCUUGAUGUCUCAGCAACAGGCCAGGCAACCAAAUACUACAUCUGUACAAGCUUCUUCACUCACUAAUAUUGGACAGAACUUGCCAGGUGUCAACCAAACAUCAACGAUGCAGAAUGUGUCUGUCAUGCCACAGAACACAAUGAAUAAUGGCUUGGCACAAGGUACUUCACAAGAUAUUUAUGCUGCACAGAGGCAAAUGGCAGGAAGGCAGCAACAGCAACAAUCACAGCAAUUAAUUUAUCAGCAGCAGCAAAUGCUGAUGAAGCAGAAAUUGCAGCAGAAUUCACUCAUGCAACCGCAUAUUCAGCAGCAGCAAUCUUUGUUGCAGCCAACACAGAUGCAAUCUACACAGCAAUCCAUGAUGCAGAUGUCAUCUGGCCUUCACCCUGUGCAGUCUACCGUUCCACAGACACAGCCAAUGUCCAGGCAGUCAGUUACUCAGAGUGGUAUUCAACAAAAUCAAUUGAAUUCUGUACAACAAUCUGUGCCAUCAUUACUCCAGCAACCUCAGCAAUCUGUUGGGAGGCAGCAGCAGCAACAAGCACAGCCGUCCAUGCAUCAACAGCCUUCUCUGCAGCGUCAGCAGCCCAAUAUUCCUUUACAGCAGCAGCAGCAGCAACAGUUGAUGGGACAACAACCAAAUUUAGAACGAAAUCAGCUAAUUGGUCAACAGAAUGGUGCUGUGGAGAUGCAGCAGCAACAGAGGCUACCAGCUCAGUCAAAUAAUCUUUUGAAUGUGCAGCAAACACAGCAGCAGAUGUUGAACCAGCAGUCUAUGCCUUUGCAUCAGCCACAACAAUUGGGCUCUCAGGCAAACAUGUCAAGUUUACAGCAGCAGCAACAAAAUCAACAGCAGCAGCGGAUGCAUAUGCUACAAAUGAAAGCUCAGCAAACGCAGCAACAACAGCAUGCUCAACAACCACCAAUGGGUUUGAUGCAACCUCAGUCCCAACACAACCAACUUCAGCAAUCGCAGCAACAUCUUAUGUCGCAGUUCCAGUCCCAGCCUAAUCAACUACAACAGCAAUUAGGGAUGCAGCAGCAAUCCUCCAUGCAGCAAAGACUUCAAACUUCAGGAGGCAUGCUCUUGCAACAAAAUAACAUGGAUCAACAAAAGCAAUUUAUUCAGGCACAGAGGGGCCUUCAAGAAGUUUCCUCUAGUACAUCUGCGGACUCUACCACUCAAACAGGCCUUGCAGGUGCAGGUGAUUGGCAAGAGGAGAUCUAUCAAAUGAUUAAGAGCUUGAAGGACCAAUACUUUGCAGAACUCAGUGAUUUGUCCAACAAGAUAUCUAUGAAGCUACAACAUGUUGACAGCAUUAUACCACCUCAAAAACCAUCUGAGCAGUAUGAUAGAAUGAAGAACUUUAAAAAUAUGUUGGACCGUAUAUUACAACUGCUGCAAAUUAGCAAGAGUACUAUCCAACCUGCUAUGAGGGACAAAGUUCCUCAAUAUGAGAAACAGAUUAUCAGUAUCUUAAAUUCACAAAGAAGGAAGCCAGUGCAGCCACAAAUACAGCAACAGUUCCAGCCACCUGCAGGACAAGCUCCUAAUUCUAGCAUUUUACAGCAGCAACAAACUUCCCAGAAUUUGCAGCAGCAUGAUAGUCAUACUAAUCCUCAAGCAAGUUUGUCAAGUAUGAGCACUGGAUUACAGUCCUCUGGUGUAGCUGGUAUGCAGCAUGUCCCUGUGCCUCCAACAACAAACUUCAGUGCCCCCACACAGCAAAACGGUGCAAACAUACAGCAUCAGCCUGUCUCUAAUCUGGAGGCUGCUCAAGGAGGCAAUUUCAAUUCUUUGCAGCAUGGUUCGGUGAGUGGCGCAUUACAACAGGGAAACACUGGGCCGAUGCAGGGAACAGUGAAUACACAACCGCAGACAAGUAGUGGCAUGUUAUCUCACAACUCAAUGAGCACGAUGCAACCUAAUGGUAACUCCAUGCAAGCAAAUGCAAGUUCAUUACAGCAGCUGAAGCAGCAACAGCAGGAUCAUCAUAUGAUGCAGAGUCAGCAAAUGAAGCGUCAGAUGUUUCAGCAGUACCAGCAAAAGCAACAAAUGCUUCAACAGCAGUUCCCAAUACAGCAACAAUUACAGAAACAGCAGCAAGUACAGAUGCAGGUUCCACAGCUUCAUGCUGGAAAUGAUGUUAAUGAGUCGAAGGCUAGGCAAGGAACUGCAGUGAAACCUGGAGUUUAUCAACAGCACUUGGGCCAACGCAGUAACUACUAUCAUCAGCAGUUGAAACAGGGUGGUGCUUUCCCAAUUUCGUCACCACAAAACCUCCAAGCAUCAUCUCCACAAAUUUCACACCAUUCUCCUCAGGUUGAUCAGCACAACCUGUUGCCAUCUCAAGUCAAGACUGGGACACCAUUGAAUUCAGCUAACUCACCAUAUGUUCCAUCGCCAUCCCCAUCUGUCGCCCCCUCUCCUAUACCAGUGGAUUCAGACAAACCACACUCAAAUAUAUCAUCACUUACUAAUACUGGGCAGACUGGACAUCAGCAAACAUCCCUAGCGCCCCAGACACAGUCGAUUGCUGUGAAUACACCAGGGAUAUCAGCAUCACCCUUACUAGCAGAAUUUACAAGUGUGGAUGGAAGUCAGGCUAACAUGCCAACUCAAGUUCCAACCAAAUCAGAUGCAGCAGAAAGGCCUAUGGACCGCUUACUUAAAGCAUUGCGAACAACACAGCGCGAGUCUCUUAAUGCUGCAGUUAGCGACAUUCGAUCUGUUGUCAGCAUGAUGGACAGGAUUGCUGGGUCAGCACCUGGUAAUGGUUCGAGAACUGCUGUUGGUGAAGAUUUAGUUGCUAUGACAAAGUGCCGGUUACAAGCCAGGAAUUUCAUAACAAAUGAUGGAAGUGGUGCAUCGAAGAAAAUGAAGCGUGAUAUAAGUGCCAUGCCUCUUAACGUGUCAUCAGCUGGAAGUGUCGACGAUAGCUUCAAGCAAACAUUUAGUGUAGAUACCCCUGAUCUACAGUCAACUGCAACCUCGCGUGCCAAGCGGCGAAAAAUUGAGGUAAAUCAUGCUCUCUUGGAGGAGAUCGAGGAGAUAAACCAAGGGCUCAUAGACACGGAGCUCCGUGUAUGCGAGGAUGAUGAUGAGUCACUCAUUGCCACAUCUGAAGGGACAGUCAUCAAAUGCACAUAUACUGCUGUGGCUGUUAGUCCGAGCUUGAAGUCCAUGUUGGCAUCUGCACAUACGAGUCCGAUUAUGCCGCUGAGGUUGCUUGUCCCUGCUGGCUACCCUAAAUGCUCCCCGGUGCUCCUCGACAAGUUUCUGGACGAACAAAGAAACUCGGACGACCUGUCUAGCCAAGCGAAGUCAAAGUUUGGCGUAUUGCUGCGGGGCCUAGACGAGCCCAUGUCGCUGCGAGAAAUCGCAAGGACGUGGGACGCUUGCGCGCGCGGAGCCAUUGCGGAGUAUGCUCAGAAGAGUGGUGGAGGAAGCUUCAGUUCGAGUUAUGGUCGCUGGGAGACCUGUGUAGUGUAGGUGCUUGAUCCGUCUCUUAUGGUUUGUCCUUGAGUUAUGUACAUUAUAUAUGUCCCGGCUAGAGACAUGAACAUGCUCAGACGGCAACUUUCACAAAAAAAAAAAAAUGACGACCUGAUCAAAAUAAAUAAACGUUGUAUGAACGAAACUUUGGUUAGAUGUUCUUAUAGACUGAUGCUUAUGGAAGAUUCACAUUGUUGGAA
Molecule: messenger RNA, 4266 nt
Organism: Triticum aestivum (bread wheat)
Lineage: Eukaryota; Viridiplantae; Streptophyta; Magnoliopsida; Poales; Poaceae
Product: mediator of RNA polymerase II transcription subunit 15a
Exons: 10
Coding region: 158-4063 (1301 amino acids)
Biological process (GO): regulation of DNA-templated transcription
Molecular function (GO): chromatin DNA binding; transcription coactivator activity
Source: RefSeq, a predicted model, not a curated record